CACUGACAGCGAACUGACGUCAUUGUUGCGUUCCGAAAUUGAAAUCAAUAAGCGAUGUGCAAUGUUGUGUAUACAUGCAUAUACAUGCAUCACGGACGAUGGGGAAUGGCGAUUAUGUCAAAACAUCGUGUUAGAUCUCAUUGCGCUUGAUCGUGGAAUUGACGAAGGAUAUUAGAAAAUGGCUCGCAACAGCAAGAAGAAACUUGCGAUAUUCGCGGGUACAUCAAAGUGUCUAAUUUACGCAGAAGCAAAGUACUGUUCCUCUGAUAUACCUGGAGAAUUAAAAUACUAUGAAUGUUCAAGAACAGAAUAUUGUUGCACUUUUGGUUGUUGUGUAUCACCCGGUCUCCAUUUCCAUCACUUAUGGUACUAUUGGAUUCUGGUUAUAAUCAUGUUCCUUGUGUGUUCUGGUGGUGGCUGGUGGUAUCGAUACUGGUUACAAGGCAGAUAUCGAGCAGCAGCUUCAGCUAUUCCAACUCGAUCUUCCUAUACUAGAUCUCAAAAUUCUCUUCGUAAUGCAUCUUGUCAUGCGCAACAAGCUCGUAUUACCUAUAAUUCAGCGAGAAAUACCGUCCUAUUGCAUCGUAUGUGGAAAGGUCCUCAAAGAAAUACAGCAGCGUCAACGUAUAAUAGUAAUGCAACUACUUCAAACUAUCAAAAUAUGAAUGUGGUGUUGAACAAUACUAGUUGCCCUUACUAUCAGUUAUACGGUCCACCGCCUAGUUAUGAGACAGUGAUCGCACAGACACGCGGCAAAAUUUCCAAUCCAGCAUCGCCGGAAUCCUCUGCGCGACUGAAUCUACAAACAGCAAAUGUGAUAUCAAAUCCGAGUGUGUCGCAGUGUUUCUUCUACACUUGCAAUUCUCCAGCUAGAUUGGUGGAUGGUAACUCGAGUCAAAGUGAUAACGCGACUUCUCGCCAGCUCGACAAUCACGAGGGUAUCCCGUUCGCCCAUUUUUCGCAAUAUUGCGUAGCGAAUGGCGCUAUUAGUCAAAACGUGUGCGUUCCUUUGGAAUAUCCAAAGGAAUCGCUCGCUUUUGGAGGAAGCAAUUUUAAUCAUAGUUAUCAAAAUAAUUCACAACAAUUGCCGGGAUAUUCAACGGACAGAUUGGCCGAUGUCUCGAAUGCGGAAAAUGGAAUUCAUGCUUAUGAAAUUCAGAACGCAGAGGGAUGCGCAAUGCUCAACAUUGAUACUGCAACUAGCAGCUAUAGAGAACAAAGUCCAUGGCACAGAAAUGAUCAAUCUGCAUUGAAAGUCCAUAAUAAGAUUACUGUGCAGAAUGAAAACCGUACAUCUCAACAAAGAUGCGCGGCAAUUACAGAAACACGUAUUUCCUCGCCUAAAUCAGAGGAGAGCGGAAGCGAGAACGAAUUAAAGUUCCAUAUAUGUCCCGUGAUCGCUGCGGCGCAAAGAAACUUACCGAAACAACGUAGGAAUUACGGCGGUUCCCUACGAUUAACGCGUAACCACACUGGAAAUGUCACUUAUCAAGGUAACAGUUUUCGAAGGAUUUCCCUCAGAGAUUCGUCGAGCUCUCAACAGUGCACCUUUAAUUCCAAUCGAAUGGCAGCUUCCGAAAAUGCACUUUGUAAUGCGAAUUUUCCGGAACAAGCAGUAGAGAUUGUUGCAUGCUCGUCUCAAUCAAAUCCAUCCAAUAAUGUGAUAUUAGAAUCCUUUAUUUUUGAAAAUGCGCAAUUGCCUCCGAGUGAAAAUGUCGAAGAGGCGCGUGGUCUUCGUACAAUGAAUCGGAGUACAAACUUUGAUCUUGAAAGUAAACACAAAUUAAAUAGAUCGAAGUCGUUAGACUGAAUAUAAAUUGAAAUCUUUAUCAUUGUAUUAUGCAAUGCUUAUAUUCUUGUAUGUCUCUGCGCGUAACUUGUAUAGCAAUACAAACGUAAUCGUUCGUUAUCAAGAAUCACAUUAGAAUAAUCCUCACUUGUUUCCGAAUAUCAUGGUAAUCGUGUCAUAAUAACAAGCGAGGAUUCUAUUUUAUUAAAAAAUAGUGCGAUAUAUUAUUUCCUUUAAAACAUGUAUACAGGGUGU
This is a messenger RNA of Camponotus floridanus (Florida carpenter ant), 2044 nucleotides long. RefSeq lists its product as uncharacterized. The record is from RefSeq and is a predicted model, not a curated record. Bases 179 to 1810 code for a protein of 543 amino acids. Gene Ontology annotation, cellular component: cytoplasmic vesicle membrane. Lineage: Eukaryota; Metazoa; Arthropoda; Insecta; Hymenoptera; Formicidae. The transcript is spliced from 5 exons.